This is a messenger RNA of Letharia columbiana, 1104 nucleotides long. RefSeq lists its product as uncharacterized. Lineage: Eukaryota; Fungi; Ascomycota; Lecanoromycetes; Lecanorales; Parmeliaceae. The record is from RefSeq and is a predicted model, not a curated record. Bases 1 to 1104 code for a protein of 367 amino acids. The transcript has a single exon.
AUGCUCAACAACCUUUUGCCCUUUACCGGAACCACGAAGCUCAAGGCUUAUAUAACUAUUUUCCAACGCCUCGGGUAUAGUGGUCGCCAGCUCACCGAGACCAAUUACGAUAACGAGGAUCCUCAGGCGAUACUGGACGCCAUCGCCAAAUACUAUAAGCCUAAGGGCUCCGGGCUCUACACGGAGCUGAUUCGCCAACUACUCAGCAUCACCCUUACUUCCGAGGGAGGCGUUCGCCAAUACGAAAAGGACUUUCGCAAGAUCACUGCCGAAAUCGCCAGCCUACACAAGUCGCUCGCUCUACCAGAACCUUUCCUAAUUCAGCUCUUCCUCAUAGGACUCGGGGACUCUUUUAAUAUCUUCGUGACUACUUAUAUCCAGACCCACGAACUAUACGACGACAAGGCCGUCAAAUUCGAUGAGGUCAUCUAUACCGCGGUAAAUAAAAAAACCCGCCUGCUCUCAUCCAAAGACGGCGAUAUCGCUAUAUACACUGCCCGCAACGGCAGCGACAAGGGUAAAGGCAAGCAGUCCGCCAGACACCAUAAAACCGGCGGCUCAGAAGCCAAUCGCGAAACUUGCUUUUUAUGCAAGGCCGCCGGACGCAAGUUCAGGCAUCCUCCCGCCAAAUGCUGGACCAAGUUCUCUUACCUGAAGCCCGAAAAGUUUAUGUCGGAUGAGGAAAAGAAGAAGAAGGCUCAAAUCGCCGCGAUCAAUUUUAAUAAUGUAGGGGAGGGCCCCAGCACUAAGCGCAAGCGUAUCGAAGAGGCGCUCUUUAAUGCCUCUGCUCUAGGGGAGGAUGAGUAUUUUAAUGCCAACUAUGCCUUUUUGGAAGAACUGGAUUCGACCAUGUAUUAUAUGGAUCUCAGCCCCGACGAUUUUAAUAUCCUCGAUACGGCUGAUAAUGAGGAAGUUAUUAACUUGAUAGCCGUCGAUUCUAGCCUGGAGCACAACCUGAUAGCUACUGACUCCGCCGACCUAUACUCUCAUAUAGUAAUAGACUCUAGCUACUCUCGCUAUUCCUUCGCCAAUCGUUCGAUGUUUAUCACCUACGAAAAGAUCUACUCUCGCCCUAUCCGCGGUAUCGAAGGCAGUCAAGUUUAA